Saprolegnia parasitica CBS 223.65 is the source of this 420-nucleotide messenger RNA. RefSeq lists its product as hypothetical. The transcript has a single exon. The record is from RefSeq and is a predicted model, not a curated record. NCBI's taxonomy places the organism in Eukaryota, Oomycota, Saprolegniomycetes, Saprolegniales, Saprolegniaceae. The coding region runs from base 1 to 420 and encodes 139 amino acids.
AUGCCAGUUCGAGCUCCAAACGAGCCUGAUCCGCAAGAACACGAAGUGGUGUGGACAUGCGCCAACAUCGGGAAGGUCCGGUGCGACGAGCAGCUGCACGAAGAGGCAGAGCGCGCUGCCUUCCACGUGAAGUGCAAGCGGACCUCGACGGCGGCGUCGAGGCGCGCAAGAAGACCACGCAUCCGGCCAUCGACCUCUUUGCGCCCGACGCGACUCGAGGAGCAACGCCACUUCCACAAGGCCAGCGACAUGCCGGACGAUCAAGCUCCACGACUCGGCAAGCGCAAGAAGACGCGGUCACGCAUUAUUCUGGCUCCGUCACUCCGGCGACUGCAGCCACUUGGAGAAAGGCACCGCGCUCCUCGCGUAUUGUGUCGUCCCGCGAAAUGCGCGUCUCCUGCGCUGGCUUGGCACGAAUAA